Messenger RNA from Acytostelium subglobosum LB1, 1044 nucleotides. RefSeq lists its product as hypothetical. Gene Ontology annotation, biological process: actin cytoskeleton organization. Gene Ontology annotation, molecular function: actin filament binding. The record is from RefSeq and is a predicted model, not a curated record. The transcript has a single exon. Lineage: Eukaryota; Evosea; Eumycetozoa; Acytosteliales; Acytosteliaceae. The annotation marks the transcript as partial. Gene Ontology annotation, cellular component: cell junction; cell projection; plasma membrane.
AAUAAGAAGAUGAUACUUGGAUUCUUGUGGACAUUGUAUCGUAAAUACCGUAUUGCUGUGAUUAGUGAGGGAGACAAGAGCUCGGAAGAGGGUCUGUUGUUGUGGUGCAAGAACACAACGAAUGGAUAUAAUGGCGUCAAUGUUACAUCGUUCACAAAGACAUUCCGUGAUGGUCUGGCCUACUUGGCCCUGGCACACAAGUAUGACCGAAGCAAGUUCAACUACGCAGACUUUGAGAAGUUGGACCCACUGGCCAGAUUGAACGCCGCCUUUGAGUUUGCCGAGAAGGGCUUGGGUGUGCCCAAGUUGCUCGAGGCCGAGGCCGUCCUGCGUGGCACCACCGACGAGCGUUCGCUCGUACUCUACACCUCACUGUUCUUCCACGCCUACCGUGCCAAGGAGGACAAGGAGCGCCUCGAGCAGAACAAGUCCGACCUGGCCGGCAAGCUCGCUGGCCUGCAGAACUCGCUCGCCAACGAGAAGCUCAGCAGGGAGCAGCUGAUCAAGCAGAAGAAUGAACUGAAGGACAUGUUGGCUUCACUCGAGGCAGAGGCUGCCAAGCGCGAGAAGUUCCUCCGUGAGCUCGAGGACAAGCUCGAUGACCUGCUAAGGAACCUGGACUUUGAGCGCCAGUCCCGAUUCGACCUGGAGGCCCGUCUGUCCAAGACCGAGAAGGAGAAGGCAUUGUUGGAGCUCAAGCUGGCCGAGGCUCUGGCCGACAGGAAGAGGAUGGAGGCAGAGUUGGAGGCCAAUCGUAAAAGGGCUGCGGCUGAAGCACAGGCACUUGGACAGCUGCGCCAACAACUAGACCGUCAUGUCCAGGACUUGCUCAAGUGGCAGAAGGUCUCCCUUGAGAGCUCGUCCACCACAUCACUCGACUCACACAUCAUUGACGAGGUUGUCGGACUACCAUUCGGCGACCAGGUCAAGCAUUUGGCUACAAAGUUGGAGGAUGAGAACAAGGCCAUUCAAAAGUUAUUAGUCACCAAGGAGGAUGAUCUCAGGGCCAUGGCAAAGAAGAAGAAGGCAUCACCCGCCACCAAG